Salmo salar (Atlantic salmon) is the source of this 795-nucleotide messenger RNA. The record is from RefSeq and is a predicted model, not a curated record. NCBI's taxonomy places the organism in Eukaryota, Metazoa, Chordata, Actinopteri, Salmoniformes, Salmonidae.
AUGCAGCAAGCCAAUGAAAACCAAGCCAGGAGAGAUAGGAGCUGCUUUGAGAGCCUGACCUUAUGGGACCUGAAGAACCACAACCACAAUCCUACUCUGUGGGUAGUUAAAGACAGAGAAGAAGACGUAGAAUACCAGGAGAAAAGCGAAAGUGAUGAGGAGGAAGAAGAAGCAGAAGAAGAAGAGAAGGGAGAGAAGGUAGAGGAGGAAGAAGCAGAAGCAGAAGAAGAGGAGAAGGAGACAGCCAACACAUAUCCCAGGUGUGUCCAUCAUCAGGGCCUGAAACUGAGUGUGAAGGGGCUGAGAGUGAGACAGACAGGAGAAGAGAAGUACGGUCAGCUCAGAGAGAUCCUAGGAGACCAGUAUGUCAGGGAGGUUACCUGCGCCCCUGAAGGAGAUAGAGUGGUCCUCCACCUCUAUCACCCUAGUGUACCUAUGUGUUCCCUGUUGAAUCACCACUUCAGUCACUUGGCCACUAAAUUCCCUGAGUGUAAGUUCCUGCUGAUCCUGGCGGGGCAGUGUGUCCCCAACUACCCUGUCAGCCACCUCCCCACCCUGUUCAUCUACGACUCAGGAUGUAUCCUCAACUCACUGAUAGGAGAGAAGGCCUGUGGAGGGAGGAAUGUAUUGGAAGAUGAGCUGAAGUGGAUGCUGGCCCAGUCGGGAGCGUUUGUGAUUGACAGCUACGAGGCCUUAUACCAGGAGGGCACGCCCAUCACAACGCCGCGUUCGGAACAGGAAGACUACAGCGAUGACCAGUCUGAUCACUAUGACAACCAAGGCACCGAGGUGUAG